AAUACUUUUUUUUAAUUUGUAACAGUGUAGCAUAAUUUAUGAAUGUACCUAUACGUAUAAUUGUAAUUUUCACUUGAAACAUUUGACACGACGCACACCUGUACCCUACAAUGGCCGGAAGUCGCCUACCAUAAGGAGCUGAGCUAGUAUGGUUGGCAGGUGUGGAAUUCAUAACAAAAAUCCAGUCUAGCCUGAUUUUUAGAUUGAGGACUAUAUUAACGCCACCGGUUGUGUUUUUCAUCCGAGAAGAGAUUCGUCUUGGAACAGUGAUCAAAUAACAGGACCUUUGUUUGGGGGAGAAAAGUAUCGAGCAAAGUAGGAAUUUUAAUCAAUUGUCUCCUCAUUCGAGAACGCCUAGGACUGAUCAUGUCUCAGGGUGGGAAUAUUUUGCCAGACGACAAAGUUUUUGCUGACUUUAGAAAACAAUGCUGGGCUAUGGACAACUGGCACAGCAAAUAUGAUAAGAAUGGAAUGGAAGUGUGGGUUGAGACUCCGUCCGUUACAUCUUCACAUGGGAGUAAGAAUAAGCCUCAAAAAGUUCACAAAAUCAAGUGCAGAAUGACGAUAGCAGACGUCUCAGCAGAGACAAUGUUCGACGUCCUUCAUGACAGUCAGUAUCGCAAGAAGUGGGACCCUACUAUGCUGGAAAGCUUUGAUAUCGCACGAUUAUCCGCCAACGCCGAUGUAGGCUACUACUCCUGGGUUUGUCCCAAGCCACUGAAGAACAGGGAUGUGGUGACCCUGCGCUCCUGGCAGGUGAAUGACGUGGAGUACAUCAUUGUGAACUACUCCGUCAAACACCCGAAAUACCCUCCACAUAAAGACCUGGUGAGAGCAGUUUCUGUUCUUACUGGUUACCUGAUUGUGUCAACUGGACCAAACAGCUGCUUGUUCACAUACCUUUCACAAGCUGACCCCAAAGGUUCCCUCCCCAAGUGGGUGGUGAACAAAGCCUCUCAAGUUUUGGCUCCUAAAGUCCUGAGAUGUGUGCAUAAGGCGGGACAGAACUACCAAGAAUGGAAAGCACAGAACUCCCCCAAUCGCAAGCCCUGGCUUCACCCUGAACAGAGUGAUCUGCCAAUGAUGGACGCCUCAGAGUUGUCCAUUCAGCGGGCAGACUCGCUGGAGAAUGUAGACGAGAGCUCUUCAAAAGAUGUAUCGGAGACUACUGAGGCUGAUGACAGCAGCUAAAUGUACGUGCCUUUAUGGGGACUAUAGAGGACGGGGUGGACUUACAAAUGGACUGGGAACUGGAGUCUUGAUUUUCCUCCAUGUCAUAUGUUGUCACUUGAAGACCACAGCCAGACUCACAAGCUGCUGCGAGUUCUCACCUCUGCACACUUACAAUGCCCAUCCCUGCUGACAAAGAAUGUCGUGUUCACAGCAGCUUAGGCGAGGUGCUGAUACAGAAGCUGUCAUUCGGGUUUACCUGUUUCCUCUGAAGCAGUAUGUUUCUUUUGUAUUUAUGUCACAACAGAUAUGGAAUAACUUGUUUCUUUCACGUUGUGAUUCUGCAGUGGAAUCCUGCAGUAUAAUUGCAUCAAGAGUUCCCAUCACUGUACAGUGGCCUUGUGGACAUACUGAAGUUGAUGAAGCCCUCUAUUUAUGUAUCCUGUAUUCUUUUACAGUAAAAAUGAAGGUUUUAAUGUUUCAUUUAGUGGCCAUGUGGUAUUGGAGUGGUAACAAAUGUAAUGUACCCUUCAGGGUAAUUUUUCAAAAUUAGAAUGAUCUACUUUAAAUGUACUGUACAACUAAACUUUUGAAGCCUU
Molecule: messenger RNA, 1769 nt
Organism: Alosa sapidissima (American shad)
Lineage: Eukaryota; Metazoa; Chordata; Actinopteri; Clupeiformes; Clupeidae
Gene: stard14
Product: START domain containing 14
Exons: 6
Coding region: 367-1191 (274 amino acids)
Molecular function (GO): lipid binding
Source: RefSeq, a predicted model, not a curated record